Messenger RNA from Cryptotermes secundus, 3408 nucleotides. RefSeq names its product GON-4-like protein. The transcript is spliced from 14 exons. The coding region runs from base 440 to 2641 and encodes 733 amino acids. Gene Ontology annotation, cellular component: nucleus. Lineage: Eukaryota; Metazoa; Arthropoda; Insecta; Blattodea; Kalotermitidae. The record is from RefSeq and is a predicted model, not a curated record. Gene Ontology annotation, molecular function: transcription coregulator activity. Gene Ontology annotation, biological process: regulation of DNA-templated transcription.
CGUAGUGUGUCGGGUGACGGAUAGUGUUGGCUUGACGUUAGAGGUUAUGAAGAAUAAGAGAGUGUUUAAUUGGUGUUACGACGGUGACUGUUGCGAAGUGUUCGUAUUUAUGAUUGUCUGCUGAUUAAUUUAUAAGGUUUAACUAAACAUAGUGGAUAAAUCUGGACAGCAUGAAGAGUUUUAUUUUCUGCGCUAUAACCCCAGUGUAGACCGGUGAGCGUCAGAUGGCGGUUCGGAGGAAUAUAUGAGCUCCAUCUUCAGGGUUGAAGAGUAAGCCAAGCAAGAAACUUGAUCAUCUGAAGAUGGAUGCCAGGUUCUCUCCAACCUGCAUGGAGUUAUAACCAGAAGACUGUAUUUUCAGACUCUUUAAAAUUGUUUUGAGAAUACAGACACAUUCCAGCUGCAGGUAUUGAUUGCAGAUGCUGGUUAAAAUUGAGCUAUGGUGUGUGUAAAUAUUAAUGACAACAUGGAUAACAACUCAGUUAGUGGGAAGCGCAGAUCUGUAGAUGACUGCCCUAUUUGGAAGAACAAACCAGAUACAUCAUGCCCCCUGAAGUUGGAAGUGUAUGAGGAUCACUCAUCAGAUGGAGUCUCCUCAGAGGCGUUAGAAAUAGUCACAUCAGAGAACGAAAUGACAGAGUUAAGUGGCAGAUCUCCUAAACGGAAAAGGAAGGAUACUUCAUUUUAUGACGGUAUUCCUGAAAUAUUGGAUACCAUGGAUGAAGAGAUAGAAAGGCAGCUUGAUUCUAAAGUGGAGAAGUCAAAUUUGACAGUCGCUAACGUAAAGAACAUCUUGAAGCAUGUGAUCUCAAACAAACAUUUUCUUGCAAUGGUACGUCGCACGAUUAAGGAUGAAGGUGAUGGUAUCAGGUGUGAUAAAGAGACUGAAGAUGAGUUCCCGUACGAGCCGAAGCUGACGAGAGCGAAAACGAAGGAACUGCGUAUGACACAGCCUGCCAUCUCGUGGCCAAUAAGCCCUUCCAAAAAGCCAUCUUCUUCCAAGUGCCAGGUGCUGAUAGAACAGGAGCUGUCAGAAGAUUCCAGUGAUGAAGAGUAUCAACCCAAUGAUGAAGAACAGGAGCAGAGCGAUGAGGAGAAGGAAACAAAUUCUCUGGCAACUAGCCAGGAUAUGCCACCUCCUGCUCCCACCAACCUUUCUGCAUCGGAGUCAGCCUCGAAUAGUGAUUGUUCCAUGCCGAUAUCUUGGUCGCAGGAUGGCCUCUUCAAGAUUCCUCAGGAGAGCAUUGGACAGAGAACACGAUCCAAGUUGUCCCUGAGUGAUACGCCAUUGGAAACGAUUGAGAAGGCUUUCGUGCCACCAGACAUCACUACAGAUAUGUAUGAUAGUGAAUGCGAUGAUGAGAAUUGGAAGGAUUUCUUGACGAAUUUUACAGAACCUCUAACAGCGGAUGUUAAUGAUACAAUUGACGACUAUGAAGCAGAUCCUGAGUACAAUUUCUUAGAAGACGAGGAAGAAACGGAUGACAGGGAGGAGCUGCGAGCUGACAGGGCUGUGAAGGUGUCUAAGAAGGAACUCAAUGAGCUGGUUGCUGCUCUGUUCGAAUAUACGGACAUGAUGUCAAGUGAUGAUGAAGAUCCCAGGACCCACCAGCAAGAAACUCUCUUGAUAUUUCAGGAAGAUCAGCCUGGGCAAAAAGAGGAUCCUGCACCAGUGAUACCUAAGUUGGUGGUAGUCUCUGAUAACAGUGCCCAGGAAGAGAAUGUGACGGUGGUGAUGCCAUCAGAACAGAGACUUGGGAGGGUGAUGAUGUCAUCAGAACAGAGACUUUUGCUUGAUCAACAGAUGAGAAAGCAUGUCCAGCUAACAACGCAGCACUUCUUGCAGACAUACGCUCACCCACAGCUCUCUUCCUGUGCUUCAGAGUGCAAGGGUAUACUUGUAAGCCUUAAAUUUCUUGGUGGCGCAAAUGCAAAUUCAGCCUUUAAUGCUGCAAAUUUGCCUGCAGCACUUAAUCUGAUAGAAACAUGGGAGAGAAGAUUAAGUUCAUCCUCUCCAGAAGCAUCUGAAAUUAUAGGGUUUGUGCAGAAGGAAAUAGAUAUGGCAAUGUCACUCAGAAGAAAGAAAAGAGUGUACAAUUGUCAGUUUCCACUGCAGUUCCUGGAAUUGGUCAGUCAAAGCGAGGUUUUCUUAUAUCCAUUGCUUUUACCGGCUCAGCCGUUUCGAUGUGAUGGAUUCUCGAAGCUUUUCUACUUUCCAUCUGAAGAUUCGUUGAUAGCGAUAGGCCUAGAGCAGUUUGAGCAAUACUUGGCAUCCAAGAAAUCAAAAUCAAAAUCGUCAUCAUCAUUGUCACUGUCAAUGUCUAAACGUAAAACGAGGGGGCUACUUAUAGAAGUGAUGAACCUUAUAUCCACCUUCAUGAUGCCAUGCAAGGAUCCCAGGUUUCUAUAUUUCCAUGUGAAGAAGUCAAGGCUGGUCCAAUCAAAUCCUAUACAGUAUUACUUUCAACAUAACAGAGCUCCAAAGACAGACCACUACGUUAUCCCGUUCACCCCAGACCUCUUGAGACCACCAAGAAGUCAACCAAAGGAACUACUUCCUCUGGUGUGGAGAGAAUACCUGUACCCAAAGAAAGCAAAGUCCCAAGAGAUUGAAACAAGUCUCCUUCUGCUGCAGUCUUGAAAAGAUGUUGUUAAACUUUGUCUUUAUAAUGGACCAUAUUGGCUGCAUUGUGUGGUUGAUUUUGUGUGUUUCGUCAGUGAGGUUUUUGUCUUGUAAGGUAGUCUCUCCACUCUAAUAACUUUCAGAUGAAUGAUAUGCAGUGAAACCUCACUAAUCAGGAUCAAACUCAUGCCAUCAUUAAUGGAAGUCAGAAUUACAGGAAUGCUACUGAAAAUGGUGUUCAGGGAAGUUAUAAAAUGGACUUCACAUCUCAUUUUCUGCAACACAACUUUAUUUUGAAACUUAAAAUGAAUAUCAUAAAAUAAGUUUAUUUGUCAUAAAAUAUAAAGUAAUGUAAGUCUCGGUAUGUCCUAAAACAUUCUAGAUAGCCUGCAUACUUAGCAUUGAGACUGUGUUUAAAAAAAUUAAUUCCUUUUGGUUUGUGUUCCUCUUUUGUUCUCUUCUUUUACUAUGUCUUGCUGAUCACGGUGAUGUGAUCAUCAGGAUAGUAAUACACAAAAAAAGAGUCAUCCGAAUUAGUUACCAUGAAUCUUGGUAUGAAUGAUAAAUGUACAAGCAACUAGAGACUACGUCUCUGUUUUUAAUUUCCUCCUAUUAGUUCAGUGGCCACGAUAACUCAGUCAACAUAGCUACAGAUUAGAUCACCAGGGAAUCGCAGUCUGAUUUUUGGCAGAGGCCAGAAAUGUCUUUCUUCUAUAUAGUGUUCAGCAUGGGGCACGUGGUAGCGUAGUGGUUAAGGUCGCGGGUUCAAAUACUGAUGAGGUCAU